GUCAGGCAGCUACACGAGGGGUCCUUCAGACACCCGGAAGCGCGCCAGUGUUUACAGCCGAGUGGGAGAAACACGUGUGUGAUGAUCAGCAGUCGCUGCAUUGGAUUCUGUGUGUGUGAGCAGCUGUGAACUAAAGAUCAUGAGAGUUGUUGCGCUGAUCAGCGGCGGUAAGGACAGCUGUUAUAACAUGCUGCAGUGUGUGUCUGCUGGUCACUCUGUCGUGGCUCUCGCGAACCUCAGGCCUCACACACACGAUGAGCUGGACAGCUACAUGUAUCAGACGGUGGGUCAUCAGGCCGUCGACCUGUACGCCGAGGCCAUGGACCUUCCCCUGUACAGGCGCACUAUCGAGGGCUCCAGUCUGCACACGGGGAGAGAAUACAGCCAGACCGCAGGAGAUGAGGUGGAGGAUCUGUACCAGCUGCUCAAGCUUGUGAAGGAGAAGGAGGGUGUUGAGGCCGUGUCUGUGGGGGCCAUUCUGUCCGACUACCAGAGAGUACGUGUGGAAAAUGUGUGUGCGCGACUGCAGCUCCAGCCGCUGGCGUACCUGUGGCGCCGAGACCAGGCCGAGCUGCUCAGAGAGAUCAUAUCCAGUGACCUCCACGCUGUCGUCAUCAAAGUGGCGGCGUACGGCCUGGAUCCAGAGAGACAUUUAGGAAAAUCCCUGGCGGAGAUGGAAGCGUAUCUGCACGAGCUUUCAGAGAAGUAUGGAGUUCAUAUCUGUGGAGAAGGAGGCGAGUACGAGACCUUCACCGUUGACUGCCCGCUCUUCAAGAAGAAGAUCGUCAUUGACUCGAUGGAGACGGUCAUCCACUCGGCCGAUGCCUUCGCUCCUGUUGGAUACCUGCGCUUCACACGCAUGCACACGGAGGACAAGAGAGAAGGCUCCGGAGGGCGGCCGCUGCCUCUCAGUAGAUGUCCUUGCCAGAACACCAUUGACAGGAUGACAGAAGAGCUGGAAUAUGCUGAUAAAACUCCAGACGUCCAGGGAGGAUGUCCAUCAAACGCUGAGCGCAGUUGUCAGUCGGAGCCGGGUUGUGUGCCCUCACACUCGUCCAGGAGUUCAUCGGGUUUCCAGUGGAUAUCCGGUCUAACAGCGCUUCAGUCCGAACACCCAGACGUCCAGAGCCAAACCCGGCACGUCUUCACACUCCUGCAAAGUAGGAAAAUUGCUCUGUUUUCUCUCUUUCUGCGAGAUCAGAGCAUAUACUCACACGUUCGGUGUCGUCUCAGAUGUGUGGUGCUGACGAUUGUGAAGCAGUAAUGAAGAACACGUCUGUCGCUGCUUCUGGCCGCUCGUGUGCAGUUCAGCCCAUCAAACGCUGACAGCAAAUAGGCCUUUGUUCCAAACACGCUUUCAUUUUCCCUCUCGUUGUGCUGGCAAAAUGCACUUUUAAGAGGUGUGGCGGGGCUCUUUAUUCAGCGGCCGCUCUUUUCUUCACACGGCUCGCGUGUCAGGGACUCCAUCCGUCACGGCGAGGACAGACACUUCAAAUUAAAGCCGGAGAACGAAAGCGCCGCUCUGGCCGUUUCUAUCGCUCGCAGAACUUUUAAAGAGAGGCCUGUAAGAGCAGAGAGAAGAAUCUUAAGCAAGAGAUGAAAAGCAUAUUUAAUGUCUUGCAUCGCCAAACAGCCUUCGCAGCGCUGAGACAAUAUUAAACAAGUUAAUAUUUAAUGAGUGGCUUUCUUGUGCGCUGAAACGCAAACGCCUGCGAAGGAAAACAAACUUGAUGCCGUGUGAUAUUCUAAUGGGCUUCUCCAUUGUGCCGUGUUUUGAGCAGACUGUGUUUAUGUUGUGCAUUUAUGAAGGUUUGAGCCUGAGGUGAGAGCAGAGAAGUUCAGCCGCAGACUUCUCUAAUGAGAUAUGAGCAGCUCUUUGUUUGACUGACCGGUCUGUGUGUGUGUG
Messenger RNA from Cyprinus carpio (common carp), 1906 nucleotides. RefSeq names its product diphthamine biosynthesis 6 (gene dph6). Bases 140 to 1264 code for a protein of 374 amino acids. Gene Ontology annotation, biological process: protein histidyl modification to diphthamide. Gene Ontology annotation, molecular function: diphthine-ammonia ligase activity. The record is from RefSeq and is a predicted model, not a curated record. The transcript is spliced from 10 exons. NCBI's taxonomy places the organism in Eukaryota, Metazoa, Chordata, Actinopteri, Cypriniformes, Cyprinidae.